Messenger RNA from Morone saxatilis (striped sea-bass), 1461 nucleotides. It is a transcript of the gene tnfrsf19, whose product is annotated as tumor necrosis factor receptor superfamily, member 19. Gene Ontology annotation, molecular function: signaling receptor activity; protein binding. The transcript has 10 exons. Lineage: Eukaryota; Metazoa; Chordata; Actinopteri; Moronidae. The record is from RefSeq and is a predicted model, not a curated record. Gene Ontology annotation, cellular component: plasma membrane. Bases 195 to 1295 code for a protein of 366 amino acids. Gene Ontology annotation, biological process: positive regulation of canonical NF-kappaB signal transduction; positive regulation of JNK cascade.
GGGCGCUCAGUUUGUCCUCGGUGAUCCGCCGCUGCUGUGUUGAGCUGGGCCGGGGCAGCAGCGCUGACAUGGUGAGCAGACCGGUGCGGGAAACACACCACCACACCUCUCACCGGUCUGCUUUCGACUUUUAACAACCAACACUUUGAUCAACAGGCUCCUUUUUAGCAGCUGCAGGCAAGUGGCUGAUCAAAAUGGUCUGGAUGCUUCAACGCACCUUCUCACUUCUACUGGCUCUGCAUGUCAUACAUUCAACUCUGAUUCCUGUGAGGGCCGAGGAGACCAGAGAAUGCAGAGAACAGGAGUACAAGGACCGGUUUGGGAACUGUAAACCCUGCAAGCAGUGUGAUGCGGGACAGGAGCUGUCAAAGGAAUGUGGCUUUGGUUAUGGAGAGGAUGCCCGGUGCGUGCCCUGCCGGAGCAGUCGCUUCAAGGAGGACCGGAGCCUACAGAAGUGCAAGCCUUGCCUGGACUGUGGACUCAUCAACCGCUUCCAGAAGGGCAACUGUUCCACCACCAGCAACGCCGUGUGUGGCGAGUGUCUGCCCGGAUAUUACAGGAAGACAAAAUUAAGUGGUUUCCAAGACAUGGAGUGUAUACCUUGUGGGGACCCUCCGCCUCCUUAUGAGCCUCACUGCAGCGGGCGUGUGAACCUGGUGCCGCUGCCGUCGGUGGUGACCAGCCCGCGGGACAUGGCCCUGGCCGCAGUGAUCUGUAGCGCUCUGGCCACCGUGCUGCUGGCCCUGCUCGUCCUGUGUGUCAUCUACUGCAAGAGACAGCUGCUGGAGAAGAAGCCCAGUGCGGCCUCUCUCAGGUCCCAGGAUUGUCCUUACGGUGGAGCAGAGCUAUCCUGCCUGGACCCUCGCUGGCUCCAUGACUUUCCCCAGAGACCCUGUUGCCAGUGUCACCUGGGCCCCGGACACACCUGUGGUCCCGUCCACCUGAUCCCAUCUCUGUGCUGCGAUGAGAGCUGCAGUCUGGGCCGCAGCCAGGACAACAGUCCCUUCCAGUCCCAGAUGAGCCUCAGUGACGGAAACACAAACCAGAAUGAGGAAGGCACCCCGAUGCAGCUGGGAGGACGUCCGGAGUCUGUCUGUGAAGAGGCUGCUGGCAUGAGAGAGCCUGCAGAGUGUUUGGGGCUGCCUCAGUGCAAUGCUGAGCCUGCAGGGAGACUGGAGGUGGAGGAAGAAGAGGAGGAUAAAGAGGAAGGGUGCAGGGAGAAUUCAGCUGAGAGGACAAGGCAGAGCUACAGUGACACUGUGACAGAUGCACUUCUUCCCAAACAGCACUCAUAAAGUCAGGAAGGAUGACAUGGAUUUCUUUGGCUCGUGUUCCACCCUUGAACCACCCUGGACUCAACAACAGCCGCGGCCAGAUCCCGUAUCAGAUUACUUAACCCCCCCCCCGCACCACACACACACACACACACACACACACACACACGCAAACCACCACCGCACA